AUGCCAUUGACGGCGUCCACUAUUCGAAGCGCCACGAGAAUGUCCUCUACCUCAACAGCUCGCCUUGCUCAAGUUCAACGGCAUUUCUCAAGCACACCUGUCCCACGAAAAGAGAUUCAAGAUGCUUACAUCCUCAGUGCCGCUCGUACACCAACAGCAAAAUUCAACGGCUCUUUCAUGACAGUCUCUGCACCACAAUUAGGCGCGGUAGCCAUAAAAUCCGCCCUAGAAAAGUCCAAAGUCCCCAUCGAGAAGAUCACAGACCUCUACAUGGGCAACGUCCUGCAGGGGAAUGUAGGUCAAGCACCAGCCAGACAGGCAAGCAUAUUCGCAGGUCUUCCUCCAACCGUGGAAUGUGUAACGAUAAACAAAGUCUGCGCUUCGGGACUCAAGGCAGUGGCUUUUGCAGCACAGAAUAUUCAGUUGGGUGUUGCAGAAGCUCAAAUUGCUGGUGGAAUGGAAAGCAUGUCUCGUGUACCUUACUAUCUACCACGAGCCGCACAGAAUCCAGCUUUCGGACACAUGAAGAUUGAGGAUGGUUUGAUAAAAGAUGGACUCUGGGAUGUUUACAACCAAUUUCACAUGGGCAAUUGUGCAGAGAAGACCGCAAAAGAUUACAAUGUGACCAGACAAGAACAGGACAAAUAUGCCAUACGCUCAUUCAAACGAGCUCAGCAGGCUUGGGCAGAGGGUAAAUUCUCCGAAGAAGUUGCUCCGGUCACAGUCAAGAGCAAGAAGGGAGAGACUGUCAUCUCCAAGGACGAAGGAUUCGAGAAUCUGAGAGAAGACAAAGUCAGCACACUGAAACCUGCUUUCGUCUCAGACGGUACAGGUACAGUAACAGCAGCAAAUUCCAGCACUUUCAAUGAUGGUGCAAGUGCACUGGUUCUGGGCUCAAAAGCGAUUGCUCAACAGUACGGAAGCGGUAGUCGUGUGCUUGCAAAGAUUAUCUCUCAGGCUGACGCGGCCGUUGACCCUGUUGACUUUCCCAUCGCACCCGCCAAAGCUGUGCCUAUUGCACUAGAACGUGCAGGAUUAAAGAAGGAAGAUAUCGCCAUCUGGGAGUUCAAUGAAGCCUUUGCAGCAGUCAUCGAAGCCAACGCUCGUAUUCUGGGCCUCGAGAAUGCUAAUGUGAAUUUACUUGGUGGCGCGAUCAGUCUGGGUCAUGCUUUAGGAAGUUCUGGCUCGAGGAUACUGACGACUCUGCUACAUCAACUGAAGCCUGGCGAGUAUGGCUGUGCAGCGAUAUGUAACGGUGGUGGUGCUGCGACUGCUAUGAUUGUGCAAAGGAUUGAGUCUGUGUAG
This is a messenger RNA of Lithohypha guttulata, 1305 nucleotides long. RefSeq lists its product as uncharacterized. Gene Ontology annotation, cellular component: mitochondrion. The record is from RefSeq and is a predicted model, not a curated record. Gene Ontology annotation, biological process: fatty acid beta-oxidation. The transcript has a single exon. Bases 1 to 1305 code for a protein of 434 amino acids. NCBI's taxonomy places the organism in Eukaryota, Fungi, Ascomycota, Eurotiomycetes, Chaetothyriales, Trichomeriaceae. Gene Ontology annotation, molecular function: acetyl-CoA C-acetyltransferase activity.